AUGAGCAGAUCAUUGCAUCCAUCAAAUAUUAGUUUUGCAGAGGGUGAAACGGCCAAAUACGAGUGCAACGUCCUACCGGUGUAUUCAGAGUACACCGGGCCUGUUUCGGAGGGAUCACAGUUCUGGAAUGCUCAGAAAGCUAGCUGUUCCGUGGACGGACAGGAUCAGAUUAUAAAUUACAUGAGAGGCAGGAGACUUGUUGGAAAGGAACACUGUUUUGAGGGAGAGUACAAAGUGGGUGUAUUCCGACGCGAGAACAUCGAUGGAGUACAAAACACGUUCAGGGAGGUGGGAGAGAGUAGAGCCAUUGUGAACUACGGGCACGAGAGAUUGCCAGAGGAGAACGACGCGAUUGAGAAGCUGGUGGCCUGGAUUUCUGUGUCGGAACAGAUCCACGAGGAGUGA
Molecule: messenger RNA, 405 nt
Organism: Ogataea angusta
Lineage: Eukaryota; Fungi; Ascomycota; Pichiomycetes; Pichiales; Pichiaceae
Exons: 1
Coding region: 1-405 (134 amino acids)
Biological process (GO): RNA catabolic process
Cellular component (GO): ribonuclease H2 complex
Source: RefSeq, a predicted model, not a curated record